Molecule: messenger RNA, 1366 nt
Organism: Lotus japonicus
Lineage: Eukaryota; Viridiplantae; Streptophyta; Magnoliopsida; Fabales; Fabaceae
Product: protein MRG1
Exons: 11
Coding region: 90-1052 (320 amino acids)
Biological process (GO): chromatin organization; regulation of DNA-templated transcription
Cellular component (GO): histone acetyltransferase complex; nucleus
Source: RefSeq, a predicted model, not a curated record
UCCCAAAUUGAGUCACUUCACUGUUUCUCGAACAAAGCGUGUGGUUUCCCGGUUCCCGCCCACUUCAUUUUUCUCGUUCCAACUCCGCCAUGGGUAACUCAUCCAAGGACGAUUCCGCCACCUCCGGCGACGCCUCCGCCGGCGACGGCGACGUUCAGCCCUCCAAACCCCCCAUCUACACCGAGGGCGAGAAAGUGCUCGCCCACCAUGUUUCUCGCUUCUACGAAGCCAAGGUGCAGAAGGCUGAGAUCAGAAACAAAGAAUGGAAAUACUUUGUUCACUACCUUGGGUGGAAUAAAAAUUGGGACGAAUGGGUGCCCGAGCCCCGAUUAAAGAAAUAUACUGAAGAAAAUGUAAGGAAACAGCUGGCCCAAGACAAGAAGGCAAGUGCAGAAAAGAAUGCUAAGUCUGGACGCUCAUCUCAAGGAAAGGCUAAAAAUUCUAUGGAUGCCAAAGUGGAUAAAGAGGACAUCAAGAGUAAUGUGUCAAAAGGGAAGAAACGAAAGAGUGAUUCCGGAGCUGAGAAGGGAAGCGCAACUAUUGAAAAGUUUGUGAAGAUUCAAAUUCCUGCAACAUUAAAGAAACAACUCGUUGAUGAUUGGGACUUUGUUACUCAGCAAGAUAAGCUUGUAAAACUUCCUCGCUCACCAACUAUUGAUGAUAUUCUUACAAAGUACCUUGAAUACAAAUCAAAGAAGGAUAGCUUGGCAGCUGAUUCAAUAGGAGAAAUUUUGAAAGGAAUAAGGUGCUAUUUUGAUAAAGCAUUGCCUAUGAUGCUCUUAUACAAGAAAGAACGCAAGCAAUAUAGUGAAUUAGUUGUGGAUAAUGCAUCUCCGUCAACCAUAUAUGGAGCUGAACAUUUAUUACGCCUCUUUGUUAAAUUACCUGAGCUUUUGGCCUAUGUGAACAUUGAAGAGGAAACAUUGACUCGCUUGCAGCAGAAACUACUCGACUUUCUCAAGUUUUUGCAGAAAAAUCAAAACACCUUCUUUCUCUCGGCAUAUGAUGUGACUAAAGUCUCCGAAGGAAAAGGCAAGGGGAAUGAUGAAUGAGAUACUCCGUUGAAGUCUAGCCUUCUUCCUCAUCUGUUGUAUUAUACAUGACUGGCAAGGACAAUAUCAUCAUUGCCUUCAAAAUUUCAGCUUAGAAAGUAGAAACUCAUUGUUGUUGUAAUAAUAUAUAUAUCUAAUUCAUUCUUUUAUUUUUCAAGUUUACUCAAUAUUUUACAAAUUGAAACAUUUUGAUGCACAUGCAUUUCAGAAUCAGGGUCUUAAGGGUCUCUUGUGCUUCUAUAUAAGCAGGCCCAUGACUCAAUAGAUGUACUAUGUUGAAUGAUAUUAGUAAUACUCUUAUCUGUGUUUUCUUC